Molecule: messenger RNA, 735 nt
Organism: Penicillium maclennaniae
Lineage: Eukaryota; Fungi; Ascomycota; Eurotiomycetes; Eurotiales; Aspergillaceae
Exons: 2
Coding region: 1-735 (244 amino acids)
Source: RefSeq, a predicted model, not a curated record
AUGCACUUUCCUCGCGCGAGCUGGCUGCUCGCUGCCUGUAUAGGGAACGUCGCUGGUGCUGCAGGCACUGGUGUACUGGAAGUGGACCUCAUUUUCCCGCGCAACGACACAUAUCCGCCCACAAACAACUUCCCCGUCGUUUUUGCUUUCCAGAAUGCCCAGCGUGCGCGAUACUUGAACCCCUCCAUCCAGUACUUGAUGUGGAACUUGCAGACGGAUGAUACGUCCUUCACGCUAUCUCAUGAUCUCGGUUGGAAAAACGCGACCGAGGAAACUUACCUCGCACACGAGGUUAUGAGCUUCCCUAGCCAGGAGGGUCGCUACAAACUCAGCUGGUCCCUGACCUGGGACAUCCAUAAUAAGACUACUUGGGCAACCUACUUCACCAUCAACGAUUCCGCCCCUCAAGUGGAUCUCGUUGCUGCCACAGUCACCAAGACAUGCCCUGAUGAAUAUGGCAUGAUAAUCAAUGUAUCCGACAAAACAUUGAAGGUCCCCUCGAGCGUGGAGUGGUCUGGCAAGAAUUGGAAUAAUGACACCUGCGCAGUGUUAGCUAACUCUACUUCUGCCCCUACGCCGGAUCCUUGCCGGGUUCAUAUUGAUAGAGCCGCUGCUGAAAGCAUCAAUGCCUCCGUCACAGCUCGUGUAUGUCGUGGCAGUGGCAUUGACCCGCCAGACUAUUGCGAAAAGAAUGCCGCGACACGGUUGGCUGUCGCUGGAGUUUCUGCUUCUUAG